UUUUUUGUCAUUUAUUUAUCGCACGAUCUCGUCAGCUCUUAUGGGAAUUAAACACUCCUCCCGCUGUUUGCUCCUCAGGAGAAAAAUGGCGGACACGGAAAGCACUGAGCAACAGCCCCUGAGUGCCGCCCCAUCCCAGUCGGUCCAGCCAUCUCCUCUACCCAAACCAGUGUCAUCGGUCCAUAAUUCCCAGAGGCCCACACACCCUUCCCACGCACCUCACACCCCUCACUCAGCCAGCUUACCCAGCUGCCCCGGCAGAGGAAAGAUGGCCAAGUUCCUCAACCCCGAUGAGAUGACCUCCAGGGAUUACUAUUUUGACUCAUACGCCCAUUUCGGCAUUCAUGAGGAAAUGCUUAAAGACGAAGUGAGGACGUUGACAUACAGGAACUCCAUGUACCAUAACAAACACAUCUUCAAGGACAAGAUCGUGCUGGACGUGGGGAGUGGUACUGGCAUCCUCUCCAUGUUUGCUGCCAAGGCCGGAGCCAAGCACGUGUAUGGGAUUGAAUGCUCAAGUAUAUCAGAAUACUCUGAGAAAAUCAUCAAGGCCAAUCACCUGGACAAUGUUAUAACCAUCUUUAAAGGGAAAGUGGAAGAGACAGAGCUGCCGGUAGAUCAGGUGGACAUUAUCAUCUCAGAGUGGAUGGGUUAUUGCCUUUUUUAUGAGUCCAUGCUCAACACAGUCAUCUACGCCAGAGAUAAAUGGCUGAAACCUGGAGGUCUAAUGUUCCCAGACAGGGCUGCUCUAUAUGUGGUGGCCAUUGAAGACAGACAGUACAAGGACUUCAAGAUUCACUGGUGGGAGAACGUUUAUGGUUUUGACAUGACCUGCAUCAGGAACGUAGCUAUGAAAGAACCACUGGUGGACAUCGUGGACUCAAAACAAGUGGUAUCCAAUGCCUGCCUGAUCAAGGAAGUGGACAUCUACACAGUGAAGCCAGAGGAACUGUCCUUCACCUCCUCGUUCUGUCUGCAGAUCCAGAGGAAUGAUUAUGUCCACGCUCUGGUCACCUACUUCAAUAUCGAAUUCACCAAGUGUCAUAAAAAGACCGGCUUCUCCACAGCACCUGAUUCCCCGUACACACAUUGGAAGCAGACAGUGUUUUAUCUGGAGGAAUAUUUGACUGUGAAAAGAGGAGAGGAGAUAGUCGGAACUGUCAGCAUGAAGCCAAACGAGAAGAACGCACGUGAUCUGGACUUCAGCUUUGAGCUGGAUUUUAAAGGUCAGCUCUGUGAGGCUGCUAUCGCUCAUGACUAUAAGAUGCGCUAAGUAUCCAGCAGUGGCGAGAGAGACAGUUUGUGACAGUACUCAGAGAAGCAG
This is a messenger RNA of Carassius auratus (goldfish), 1324 nucleotides long. It is a transcript of the gene prmt8a, whose product is annotated as protein arginine N-methyltransferase 8-B. The record is from RefSeq and is a predicted model, not a curated record. Gene Ontology annotation, cellular component: plasma membrane. The transcript has 10 exons. Lineage: Eukaryota; Metazoa; Chordata; Actinopteri; Cypriniformes; Cyprinidae. Bases 41 to 1273 code for a protein of 410 amino acids. Gene Ontology annotation, biological process: peptidyl-arginine methylation, to asymmetrical-dimethyl arginine; chromatin remodeling. Gene Ontology annotation, molecular function: protein-arginine omega-N monomethyltransferase activity; protein-arginine omega-N asymmetric methyltransferase activity; histone methyltransferase activity.